ACAAUUCAACAAUAUUCACCUCAAUCCUUAUAAUUGAAUGAUCCGAGUCUCUCCCAGGCCCUGGAAUAAUCCACCGAAUCGCGAAUUACAAUCGAUCAAAUUAACACGUUCCUCCAUUUUUCCACCACAACAGCCUAAUAAAUCGGACAGCCAGGAGUGGGAUACGUCUAUCGAGUCGCAUUCGCCUGAACUCUAACCGAUAAAAUUUCAGUUGUUGGAUCAGUGAUAGAACGAACUACCGUAGCUUUUUGAUUUUGGAUUAUGAUCGAGAGGAGUUGGAGUGAUGACGCGAUCCGUUGUCCGAGAGCCUGAUCAGGAUAAUCAGUCAGACGUACCCGUGCAGGGGUGCUUCGUUCCAGGGGAUACGAGCAAGCUAGCUAAAAAUAUGGAUUCUGGUAUCAAUGGCAUCACCACGAGGUAUGGGAGAGCUGUUAAAAUAGUUCAUUCAGCGGAGGAUGUAACGGCUAAGUCAAUAAAAACGCCCAAGACACCUCCAGUGACAGUUCCACCAGCUCCAGCACUAGUUGAUGCCGGGCGAUCGGAAAGUAGCACAAUUCCAGAAACUCCCAAAACGCAAAAAUUAAAACCUGAAGGACCGGAGAAAAAAGCUAAUGUAGUUAAACAACAGUCUCCCCCCGAUACUCCAGAGUCCGAGGUGCCAGAUUCUAGAGAGUUUAUGCUGGACGAUAUGAAUGGGGACUCCAGAGAUGAUGACAAACCUUCGAAUGAUAGCCGAUGGGGUGUAGGGGAAUUAGCGUGGGCACACGUCAGUAAUUAUCCGUAUUGGCCGUGCAUUGUCACGGUGGAUCUCACGGAUGAUACUCAUUUGAAACGAAAACAAAAUCCUUUAUAUCUGCCUGCAGCCUUUGGCCAAAGAAUAAUAAAGAUGGUCCACGUCACCUAUUUCGGUGACAACGGUCGUCACAACUGGGUGAAUGAGAACUCUCUGAUGAAAUUUGAGGGUCUCAAACAGUUUAAUGAUCUCGCAAUGGAGCUUCUGAAAGGCAGAAAAAAAUGCACAAAAUUUUAUGCUGGUUUCGUUGUUAAAACCGUGAUAAAACAAAAAUGGGACACAGCUGUAUCGGAAGCUGAAGUUCUCCUCCCAAUGGAAAUUACCGAUAGAUUACGAGCGAUAGCACCAAAGCGAAAGCGUGGACGUCCACGAUUAUCUCAUGAGUCAGCAGCAAAGCGUCCUCGACUGGACGAAUUUUUAAUCCGAAAGAGCAUAGACGAAGACUUGGAGACGAUAAAAUCACGAACGAAAUCCUUCGACGAUACGAAUCUGACGACAGAAACUCCACCAACACCUCCAUCAAGCAUUAAAGACUCUAGUGACGAGUCAUCAACAGUGAGAAAAUACAAAAGACGACGGAGAACGAAAGCAGAGACCAACGAGGACUUUGAGAACUACUAUAAUGUGCACAAAGACGACAAGGGCUAUGUGCCUGAUGGAAGCCAGGAAGAGAUCAGACAGUACUUGCAGACAAUAUGGGACGGGAUGAGUGUCUACUUCCGUAGUAAAUACAAGGCCGGUUCUAACGAUCUCCAUACGAAGGAGAAAUCGUCAAGUCCUAACGGGGAGACGACUCACGAGGAGUCCACCCCCAGAACUCGUAAGUCCAAAGGGUCCAAGGAUCAAUCCAAAGAGCAGAGCAAAGAGAAGAUGGACAUCAUCCUGGACCCCGUGAAACGUCCAAAACUCAUGAAUCUCUUCAAGGGAGUUAAGGCUGAACGAGUCUGCCAGAUUUGCGAGAAGACAGGGAAUUUGACACGUUGCAAGGGUCCUUGCUACUCCUACUUCCACUUGAAAUGCGUCAAGCCUGGGGAAUCCGAGUCCGAGGGUGAAGGUGAGGAGGACACGGUUGACAGUGCAUCGACUGGCAGUGGAGAGCCUCAGAAAAAAUCCAAGGAUGACAGUCUCGAAGAGGAGAAUUUCAAGUGCAUUGACUGCCUCUCUGGUGUUGCUCCAGCUUGUUUUAUUUGUAAUGAGAGAGAAGACGAGAGGAUCAGAUGUACAGUGGCCACUUGUGGCAGGCACUAUCACUCCAAGUGUCUCACAAUGUGGCCACAGUCACAUUGGCAUGGGGGACGACUGACUUGUCCCUAUCACAUGUGCCAUACGUGUAUAUCAGAUAAUCCUCAAAAUCAUCACACGCGAAUUACCAAUGACAAACUGGCGAGGUGCGUCAGGUGUCCUUCUGCUUAUCAUGCUAGUGUUCAGUGUCUACCUGCUGGCUCUCAGAUACUUACCAGUACGCAGGUUAUUUGUCCUAAACAUUAUGUUGCCCCUCAUCCUCCGUUGAAUGCGGCUUGGUGUUUUCUCUGCACGAGGGGGGGUUCACUCAUCUGUUGUGAUACUUGUCCCACAUCGUUUCAUCCGGAAUGUCUUGGGAUUGACGCUCCUGAUGGAGCUUUUAUCUGUGAAGACUGCGAAACUGGUAGGCUUCCGCUCUACGGAGAAGUAGUGUGGGUGAAGUUAGGAAACUACAGAUGGUGGCCAUCUCGCAUAUGCUAUCCCCAAGAGAUUCCUUCAAAUCUCACAGCAGUCUCCCAUAGUCCUGGUGAAUUCUGCGUGAUGUUUCUGGGUACGAAGAAUUACUAUUGGGUGCAUCGAGGUCGUGUCUUCCUGUAUCAAGAAGGCGAUACCUGCGCCAGAAACAGUAUGGGACGAAAAACAGUGGAUGACGCCUACAAACAGGCUGUAGUAGAGGCCAACGAGUUGCAUCAGCAAGUGAAGAACGAGAGAGUAGCUGCCAAAGAGGACGAAUCGAAAAAUCUGAGGCCUCCUCCUUACGUUAAGAUACGUGUAAACAAACCUGUUGGAAAUGUAAAACCAAUGGAGAUGGAGGUUGAUGUUGCCUGUGAGUGUGAUGGCAAGUGGGAGCAUCCCUGCUCCCCAGACAGUGACUGUCUCAACCGAAUUCUCUCGAUCGAGUGCAAUCCAACAAUCUGCCCAGCAGGUGCCAAAUGCAAUAAUCAGUCCUUCGUGAGAAGGAAAUAUCCUCUGAUGGAGCCAUUCCACACCGCUGGUCGGGGAUGGGGUUUGAAAACCCUAGAGGCCAUAAAAUCAGGGCAAUUUGUCAUUGAAUACGUCGGAGAAGUGAUCGACGAGGCUGAGUACAAAAGGAGGCUACACAGAAAGAAAGAAUUGAGAAAUGAGAAUUACUAUUUCCUGACCAUUGACAACUACAGGACAAUCGAUGCGGAGCCCAAGGGGAAUCUCAGCAGAUUCAUGAAUCACUCGUGUCAACCCAACUGCGAGACACAGAAGUGGACUGUCAAUGGUGACACAAGGAUUGGUCUGUUUGCUCUGAAGGAUAUAGAAAAGGGGGAGGAACUCACGUUCAAUUAUAAUUUAGCUACUGAGGGAGAGACGAAGAAACCUUGUCUCUGUGGUGCCUCCAACUGUUCUGGAUACAUUGGACUCAAAGCUCAGAAGCCUCAGUCGAGUCCAGUGGAGCAAGUCGCCCAGGAGUUUAAGGCUGAACCUGAAAAAGUGAAGAAGCAGAGGAGAUCGAAGAAGAUAUAUAAAUGUUGGAAGUGCGGGCAUGUCAUUUCUGGCGAUAACUUUGUCGAGUGUGGAAUGAAGUCAUGCCACAAGAGGUAUCAUGCCAAGUGUUUGAAGAAAAACUACGUGCGGAGAUUGAGGUGUCCCUGGCAUCAUUGCGCAGACUGCCAGAAGAGGACUUCUGUUCGGUGUUUGUCAUGCAGCACUGCUUAUUGUCAAAAUCAUUUGGAAGGUAAGAUGAUUGAAAAGAAGGAUAAGAAUGGGUAUCUUUGUAAGAGGCAUAAGAAUUCUAUGGGGGAGAAUGAAAGAGAGAGUCUAGGAGAUGCGACAGGGGAGAGCGAAAAUCCUGAUGAUAAUUCGGAGGUCAACUCUAGAGAGACAGAAGCUACUGGAGGGAGUCUGAGAAGUCAUGCAAUUACGACGCAUCUCAUGAGUCAAGAAAGUGAACGAUCUCGUCGGAAAGAGGCUAAGAAAGAGGACGUGAAAGAGGAGAAAGCGGAUGUAGAAGAAGAAAAAGAGAAUGUAAAAGAGGAGAAAGAGGAUGUGAAGGUGGAAAAAGAGGAGAAAACGACGGAGAAGAGGCCUCAGAAACCCGAAGAUCCCCUCGUUGCAGAACAUAAAAAUCUUAAGGCUGAUGAAACAAUUCCUGCAGACAAAUCUGCAGAAAUGACUAAAGAUAAACCUGUAGAAAAUCGUAAAUCUAAAUCAGAAAGUGAUGUUAGUAAUUCCCAAGUGAUUGAGGUUGAAGAGGGUGGUGGCAAUAAUGACAAAGUUGAGAUUAAGGAUGAAGUUCAAGAGAUUGAGAUGAAGAAGCAAGAGACACAUGAUGUUGUGGAGGUGGACGAUGAUAUUUUAUCGAUAACUGAGACGAAGGUUGACUCUGAUGAGGACUUUGACACAGCCUCAUUAUUGGCCGAUUCUGAUGGCUCAAUUAAUGGGGAAGACGUCUUUCCACCGAGAGUUUCCAUUAUUGAGAUCGACUUGAGUGAUGAAGACGAUCGAGACGAGGAAAUCGAUAUAAAACCAGAGGACGAAGAUAUCGAUGGAAUGGACGUAAAGGAAGAGGACAUUGUACCAGCCUCAGUGAAAAGAAGGAGAACACUGAGAAAUCACCAGAUGCAUCGAAUAGUCGGUCGAGCGGUGCGAUCCUGAAUAUACUGCCCUGAUAAUUAAUAAGGUCUCGAUAAAAAAAUUUGUCAGUCGAAAUCAUGAUGUAAUGUUGAUCAUCAAUACUUGAUAUUUAGAUUUAUUCGUAUCUUUGCCUGAAUUUUUGCCCAAAAUGGAAAAUUAUUUUCGUUGAUUCAAGAUUUCGACGUCGUUUCGAUGUACAUAUCUCUUAUUUAUACAUUAUGAUUGAAUAUGUUGUCAAUUAUUUUAAGAUUUAUGCAUAAUUUAGUUAUUUUUCAUAUAAUGAAACUGUGAAUCCUAGGGUCUAGGGGACAAAUCUGUCUCGAGGCGAUUAAUAAGACACCUUUUUUAUACCAAUUAGUAUUAUUGUAGCGGUUUUAGUGAGUUAAUGUAGUAGGGAAAACGAACUCGAUUUUCAAUACACAAUUUUGGAGAAUAAAAGAAUUUUAUCUUGAAAUUAUAA
Molecule: messenger RNA, 5099 nt
Organism: Diachasmimorpha longicaudata
Lineage: Eukaryota; Metazoa; Arthropoda; Insecta; Hymenoptera; Braconidae
Gene: NSD
Product: histone-lysine N-methyltransferase NSD2
Exons: 5
Coding region: 284-4660 (1458 amino acids)
Cellular component (GO): nucleus
Molecular function (GO): histone methyltransferase activity; protein binding
Source: RefSeq, a predicted model, not a curated record